AUGUUUAUUCCGAGUCUGAAUGGAUGGGCCGUGGAACUUGUCUGGGAUCUGAGUUCCAGGGUUCUUUUGAAAGUACCAAGGGUUCGAAUUGUUAGUAGACGUGUCUCCGAAGUCAAGGUGGGAGUUGCCUAUUUCGGCAGCGGCGGCGAUGGUCGCGAACUUGAAUCUCACCCACUUCAUUUCUUUGAAAUGCAUACUCCGACGAGUCUUGCUAUGGCGAAUCGAAAGAGCUGGAAGACGGGAAUCAUAUCCUGCGUGGUGGUCACCACUGCGUGCACACUUUUGGUGCUUACCGCGAAGGGAUUCAACAGGCUGAUGACCGAGGAGAACUGUCACAGUGCUAUGUGUAACUUGCAACCAUGGUGGCAGCAGACAGUUUACCAAACCUCUGCAGAGAUACCUACACCCAUGUCCACAGUGAGCCCAUCGACCAUGACGACAGAUGCACCGCACAUGCAGCUCAAACGGGAGACGAGCAACGCAACGGGGAAUCCAACAGAAACCCCAACAGAAAAGACAGAGAAGACUGCGGUGGAGACUACAGCAGUUGAAAUACCAUCAUGCGAACUCACUUCGUGCGAGCAUACACAGAGCAACGAUCCAGGCCGAGGAAUGGCCCAGGGAACCACCGCGGAGACAGUCCCGCUGGGUGAUGACUCCAAGUCCGAACAUGGGAUGGAUCAGAUCGAGGAAGAGAGUCAAUCACAGUUUGGCUGCUUGAACAAUGACCUGGGUGCAGCAAACAUCAAGAUUGCCCGUUUGGGUAUGAAUGUCGCUAUGGACGGUAUGGAUACCGGUGUUUUGAGAAGACGGGGUGGCAUCGGGAGUGCCGGGAGCACUUGA
Penicillium brevicompactum is the source of this 843-nucleotide messenger RNA. RefSeq lists its product as uncharacterized. The transcript has 3 exons. The coding region runs from base 1 to 843 and encodes 280 amino acids. NCBI's taxonomy places the organism in Eukaryota, Fungi, Ascomycota, Eurotiomycetes, Eurotiales, Aspergillaceae. The record is from RefSeq and is a predicted model, not a curated record.